AUGAACUUUUUGACAUUCAACCAAUUUGCAGUACUCCUAUGGAAAAAUCUUACCUUAAAGAGGAGACAAUUUAUUCAUCUAGUACUGGAAAUUGUCAUAGUGUUGGCAUUCGGAAGUAUGCUUUUGAUAUUCCGUGAAGUUUUUGAGGCAGAAAUUGUUGAACCUUACAAUUACACUUCUCGAUCCAUCAGUACUCUCCCUUCUUUCCUCAAAAAUCCAGAAGACUGGGAAUUAAUUUACGUGCCUUCUAAGGCUGAUGUGGCAAAAGAGAUAACUGAGAAUGUGAAGAAGAAUCUAAACAUCAGUAUAAAAGUUCGAGGCUUUUCUUCAGAGACUGAAUUUGAGACCUAUAUUAAGUAUGACUAUAAGUCUGAGAAAGUGCUGGCUGCUAUUGUAUUUGAGUAUGACUUCCAAAACAGCAGUGAUCCUCUGCCACUUCAGGUAAAAUAUCAUCUGCGUUUUAAUAGGAUACAGAGGUCCUUUCGGUGGCCAACCAAGAUAGGCUGGCAGACAUCCACCCUUUUUGCUGAUCAGACAUCUGCAAGAUACGGGAACCCUAGUCACCCUGAUUCUGGAAGUCCUGGGUACAUCCGAGAAGGGUUCCUGGCUGUACAGUAUGCCUUAGAUAAAUCCAUCAUGCUGUAUCAUGAGAGCAGAGCUAGAGAAAAGCUACUGGAUAACAUCAGCAUUUUUAUACAGAGAUUUCCACGGCCAGCUUCGUAUGAUGUCUUGCUUUGGGUCACCAGCCCUUUCUUCCCUUUUCUGUUCGUGCUCAUGUUCUCUCCCAGUGUGCUUUCCAUCAUGAGGCUGAUUGUGUGGGAGAAGGAAAAUGGAUUGAAGGAGUACCAGCUCAUCAUUGGACUCAGAAACUGGAUUAUAUGGGCUGCCUAUUUUUUCACAUUCUUCCUUAUACAUAUCAUUAUUAUCUCUUUGAUAUGCGUGUUAUUCUUUAUUGUAAAUAAGCCAAUCUUCUGCUACAGUGACUAUAGUUUCAUCUUUGUCUUUUUAAUGUGCUAUACCAUUGCUUCGAUAUUCUUCAGCUUGAUGGUUAGCACAUUCUUCAAUAAAGUAAAUGUGGCUACUUCUGUUGGAAGCUUCCUAUAUUUUGCCUCUUUGUUUCCAUUUAACUUUAUCGUUCAAUACUAUGGAGAGAUAACCCUUGUGAAGAAGGUGAUUUCCUGUCUCAGUUCAAAUGUUGCACUAGCCCUGGGGAUUAAUCUUCUGCUCAAGUUGGAAAUGAAACUUGGGGUCAAAUGGGAUAACCUUUGGACACAAGCCAUUCUUGAGGAUAACCUCAUCUUUGGCUAUAUAUUUGGAAUGCUGUUACUUGAUGCUUUCUUAUAUGGCCUUGUGACGUGGUAUAUAGAAACAGUCUUUCCAGGGCAGUAUGGUGUGCCCCAACCAUGGUACUUUUUCCUCAAGCGAUCUUAUUGGUUUGGGAAUCCAAGAAUGAGAGAGGAAACAGAAGAAAGCCAAAGCACUGUGACAGAUCAGAGCAAGUAUUUUGAGGCUGUCCCUCCUAAUCUGGUGCCAGGUAUCUAUAUGAGACAUUUGUCCAAGGAAUAUCAUGACAAAGUAGCAGUGGAUGACUUAACUUGGAAGAUAUAUCCGGGUCAGAUCACUGUUCUUCUAGGACAGAAUGGGGCAGGGAAGUCUACUACUUUGUCCAUUCUCACUGGUCUUCACCCCCCUACCAGAGGAGAGGCUUACAUUAAUGGAUAUGACAUCUCAAAGAAUAUAGCCCAUGUUCGAAAAAAUUUGGGCUUCUGUCCACAGCAUGAUUUGUUGUUUAAUGAUUUGACUCUGUCAGAACACCUUUUUUUCUACUGUAUGAUCAAAGGCAUACCUCAAAAAAUGCAUCAUACGGAAACGGACCAUAUGCUGUCGGCUUUUAACCUGCUUGAAAAGCGUGAUGCCUUUUCACAGUCACUGAACAGAGGGAUGAAGCGCAAACUCUCCAUCAUUAUCGCGCUUAUAGGGGGCUCCAAGGUAGUGGUACUUGAUGAACCAUCAUCUGGCAUGGAUCCAGCCUCAAGGAGGGCGACCUGGGAUAUCCUUCGGAAGUAUAAACAGGAUCGUACCAUCUUACUGACCACUCACUAUAUGGAUGAAGCUGACAUCCUGGGUGACCGCAUUGCCAUCAUGGUCAGGGGGAGUCUGCAGUGCUGUGGCUCUUCAAUCUUCCUGAAACAAAUAUAUGGUGCUGGGUACCAGAUAGUCAUGGAGAAGAAACUUCAGUGUGAUGUUGAAGGGAUCAUAGCACUAAUUGAUUCUCAUGUUCCACAAGCCACUCUGGAUAGCAAUACCUCAACUACAUUAUCGUUUUAUCUACCCAAAGAAGAUACACAAAGGUUUGCAACUCUGUUUCAUGACCUGGAUCAAAAACAGGAAGAAUUAGGCAUUGCCAGAUUUGGUGCUUCAAUCACUACUAUGGAGCAAGUCUUCCUUAAGGUCAAUAAGCUGGCAGAAGUCCACAUGGAGAUUCAGAAUAUCCAGCCUACUUCAUUGAAGGAACAAAACAUAAUACAAGGCAAGAUCUUUAAUACAAAGCUGACCAGAAAAUACAGGAAAUCAAUCUCACCUGGUUGGAAUGAAAUUACUACCAUUCAAUUUAACACUGGGUUACCUCUUUAUUGCCAGCAAUUCCGGGCCAUGUUGACAAAGAGGGUACUAUUCACUAGGCGCCACUGGAAGUUGACGUUGCUACAAAUAUUGGUAAUUGUGUGUGUCACAACGUAUCUCUUAAAAAUUAUGGACUUACAAGAUGACCUCUCUACCAGAGAAAUGGAUUUGAGUCAGUAUGGUCGAACCAUCGUGCCUUACUCAAUUUCAGGGAAAUCACCCUUGGCUCUGAAUAUUAUAAAUAGUCUUAAGAUUUAUCUAACGCUUAAGAAUCAAGAACUUCGGGAAGUGCAAGAUGCUCAGAACACUGUCUACACUUUUGAAGAACAUGGGAUUGCAAAGUUUUUGAUUACAUUGGCUGUCAUGGGUUUAUUCUUUCUCCUCUUGAUUUUAUACCUGGAGUCUUCAUUCUAUAACCUGAAAGCCUUUGUCUUUAAUAAAAUUAUACCUAAUAUCUCCCAGAUGUUCGUGAAAGCCAACAAGUCUAUGGUGUCUAACCAAAUAAUUGAGGAAUCUGAAGAUGAAGGUGUGAAAAAUGAGAGGAAGAAAGUUUGGACACUAUCUGAAACAUUGCAGAAUCCACCCCUUUAUUUUAAAGAGCUAACAAAGAUUUAUUAUACGUGUCCAAUUGUAAAGGCCGUGAGCAAUAUUUCCCUUGUAGUGGAAAAGUCGGAAUGCUUUGGAUUGCUUGGAUUAAAUGAAGCUGGGAAAUCUGCCACCAUUAAAAUGUUGACUGGAGAGGAGGCCAUCACCUCUGGAGUGGUGUUAAUCGAUGGCAUUAACAUCACUGAAAAUAUCCAAGAGAUUAGGUCAAGAAUUGGCUAUUGUCCUCAAUCUGACCCCUUGCUGAACUACAUGACAGGUCGGGAAUUGCUAAUCAUGUAUGCCAGACUGUGGGGAGUCCCUGAGCCAGACAUUUAUGUAUACGUGCAAGUCUUUUUGCAUUCAAUGCAUCUGGAAAUGAAGGCUGACAGUUAUAUCUAUACAUACAGUGGAGGAAACAAGCGUAGACUGAGUACUGUUAUUGCCCUAAUGGGAAGGCCUUCGGUUAUCUUCCUGGAUGAUCCAUCUGCUGGCAUGGACCCAGUAGGCUGGAACCUGGUCAGGAACACAGUUACACGGAUCUGUAAAACUGGAAAAGCUAUCAUAAUGACUUCCCAGAGCAUGGAAGAAUGUGAGGCCCUCUGUACCAGGUUGGCCAUCAUGGUAAAAGGAAGGUUCACAUGCAUAGGCAGUCCUCAGCAACUCAAGAACAAGUUUGGUAAUGUAUACAACCUGAAAGCCAAGAUUAAUAUGGACAAAGAUGAAAAUAAAGUAAAGGAGUUCAAAGAAUUUAUUGCGACAACUUUCCCAGGCAGCAUCAUAAACCAGGAGCACCAAGGGAUUCUUGACUACUGUAUUCCUAGUGAUGAAAUUAGCUGGGGAAAGGUAUUUUGUAUCUUCGAAGAUGCUAAAUUGCUGUUUAAUUUAGAAGACUAUUCCAUCAGUCAGAUAAAACUGGAACAAAUCUUCCUCACCUUUGCUAAUAUUGAUAAAACAGAAAAUUACCAGAAAAUAAAGCAUCUAUGA
This is a messenger RNA of Echinops telfairi (small Madagascar hedgehog), 4191 nucleotides long. Its product is annotated as phospholipid-transporting ATPase ABCA3-like. Gene Ontology annotation, biological process: lipid transport; transmembrane transport. The transcript has 26 exons. The record is from RefSeq and is a predicted model, not a curated record. Bases 1 to 4191 code for a protein of 1396 amino acids. Gene Ontology annotation, cellular component: intracellular membrane-bounded organelle; membrane. Gene Ontology annotation, molecular function: ABC-type transporter activity; lipid carrier activity; ATP binding. NCBI's taxonomy places the organism in Eukaryota, Metazoa, Chordata, Mammalia, Afrosoricida, Tenrecidae.